AUGGCAAGAAAACAUUUACUCUUUGUUUAUAUUAUUUUCUGCACCAGUAAUGGACCACAGAUGCAACCAGCUAAUCGUGAUGGCGGGAUGGGUGGAGGUGGCAUGGGCGAUGGUGGUGGCAUGAUGAACGGUGGUGGUGGCAUGAUGAACGGUGGUGGUGGUGGCAUGAUGAACGGUGGUGGUGGUGGCAUGAUGAACGGUGGUGGUGGUGGCAUGAUGAACGGUGGUGGUGAUAGGAUGAACGGUGGUGGUGGUAUGAUGAACGGUGGUGGUGGUGGUAUGAUGAACGGUGGUGGUGGUGAUAUGAUGAACGGUGGUGGUGGUAUGAUGAACGGUGGUGGUGGUGGCAUGAUGAACGGUGGUGGUGGUAUGAUGAACGGUGGUGGUGGUAUGAUGAACGGUGGUGGUGGUGGCAUGAUGAACGGUGGUGGUGGUAUGAUGAAUGCUGAUGGUGGCAUGAUGAAUGGUGGUGGCAUGAUGAACGGUGGUGGUGGUAUGAUGAACGGUGGUGGUGGUAUGAUGAACGGCGGUGGAAUGAACGGUGGUGGUAUGAACGGUGGUGGUAUGAACGGCGGUGGUAUGAACGACGGUGGUAUGAACGGUGGUGGUAUGAACGGCGGUGGAAUGAACGGUGGUGGUAUGAACGGCGGUGGAAUGAACGGUGGUGGUAUGAACGGUGGUGGUAUGAACGGUGGUGGUAUGAACGGCGGUGGUAUGAACGACGGUGGAAUGAACGGUGGUGGUAUGAACGGUGGUGGUAUGAACGGUGGUGGUAUGAACGGUGGUGGUAUGAACGGCGGUGGUAUGAACGGUGGUGGUAUGAACGGUGGUGGUAUGAACGGUGGUGGUAUGAACGGUGGUGGUAUGAACGGUGGUGGUAUGAACGGCGGUGGUAUGAACGGUGGUGGUAUGAACGACGGUGGAAUGAACGGUGGUGGUAUGAACGGUGGUGGUAUGAACGGUGGUAUGAACGGUGGUGGUAUGAACGACGGUGGAAUGAACGGUGGUGGUAUGAACGGUGGUGGUAUGAAUGACGGUGGAAUGAACGGUGGUGGUAUGAACGGUGGUGAUGGCAUGAUGGCUGCUGAUGGUGGUGUUGUGGCGGUUGCUGCAGAUUUCGUAAUGAAGGAUGCGGUUGAUAGCAUAGAUUGUAAUCGAGACAAGAUUUGGGUGAAUGGUCAGUGUAAACCGGACUUUUUGGAGAUUGAAAGCGAAACAGCAAUUUCAAAAUUGGAACCGCUUAAUUCAUACAAAAUCCAAAAUUCAGAAGCAAUGGAAUAUGGAAUAAGCAAUGCAAGAAACGAACCUCUAAUAAUUCUCGCAAAGAGCAUUCUUGAUUUAAUAAAAUAG
Molecule: messenger RNA, 1350 nt
Organism: Brugia pahangi
Lineage: Eukaryota; Metazoa; Nematoda; Chromadorea; Rhabditida; Onchocercidae
Source: the annotation of a GenBank genome assembly